AUGAGACCCGCUCAUGCACCUGGGCCCACAUUCCUCAGCUACACACCGAAUGGCAGAAAGCUCGUCACGGCAGGUCUCAAUGGCGCUCUCCGCGUGUUCGAACAUGGCUCCGACGACGAGCCUGCGAUUAUCGAUGUGCACACCGAGAGCCACCUUGCGACAGUAGCUACGGACGACUUCUUCGUCGUUGGCUGCGAGGACGGAUCAGUCACGAAGUACUCUCUGGCCACCAACAAAAUGGAAGAAAUUCUACUACGAUGCACUGCACCAGUCCGCGACCUUGCACUGUCUCCGGAUGGACAGUGGGUCGCUGUAGCUAGUGAUGAACUGGAAGUCAAGAUCGUCAAUACGAGCGAUAUGGAACGUGCGAUGUAUCUUCGAGAUCAGAUGCGACCGAUCAAGCAACUGUCAUUUGAUCGUACUGGGGCGACCUUGACCGCAUCCGGUACAGAUGGACUGAUAUAUGUGUACUCCCUCAGUUCAGAACAGCCUGUGCUGAUCAAGAGAAUCGAAGGCCUGAUAGGCAUGCUCGAGUCUGAUGCGGAGAAUGGUGCCAGGGCCACAUGGCAUCCUGAUGGCAGAGCUUUCGUAGUCGCCACAGACACCAAAGACUUGCAAGUGAUAGCUCGGAGCGAUUGGCAACGUCAGAAAGUGUUCUCAGGAGGCCACAAAGCUGCUGUGAGCGCCAUAGCAUGGUCACCGAAUGGCGCUUUACUGGCAAGCGCAAGUCUGGACAAGAGUCUCGUGCUUUGGGACGCUAGGACGCAGAAGAUACUGAAGACAUUCACUGACAUUCGUAAUCCGAUCCUCGACAUGCAGUGGCAUGCAAAGGAUAACGUACUGUCUUAUACGAACAACAAUGGCGAGCUCUUCAUUAGGGAAGAUUUCGUGCCUGAAGAGCACAAGAAGCUGCUUCGAGCUGACACCCAGCCAUCGCCACUAAAUAACGAUCCAUUGGCAGAGGUAUCCGGUAACGCUCGAAAACCGACGACAAAUGGCCACAAGCGUAGUGCAGAGGAAGACUAUCUUGAUGACCUUCUCGGACCAGACGCCAUGUCUGUGGAUGGAGACGGCUUCAUCGAAGACGACGAUGGCGCAGGAUAUGCUGAAGAGCCCAACCGCUUCGGCAAGCGUAGCGCGACGGACACUCUAGGUGCACCACAGACCAAGCGGCAUACCUCGUCGUACGGUGCGUGGCAGCCACAGUUCCAUGACGCCUUUCAGCCAGGCAGCACCCCUUGGAAGGGCAGUCGUCGAUAUCUCUGUCUCAACCUGACAGGAUUUGUGUGGACUGUCGACCAAGAGACACACCAUACUGUGACAGUAGAGUUCUAUGAUCGCCAAGAACAUCGCGACUUCCACUUCACGGAUCCUUACCGCUACGACAAGGCAUGCCUCAACGAGAAAGGCACGCUCUUCUCGUGCCCAGCCUCUUCACAUCAUCCGGCAAUCAUAUAUUACAGGCCUCACGAGACGUGGACUGCACGUAUGGACUGGCGAACACAAUUACCUACGGGUGAAGAGGUCACAUCAUUGUCACUGAGUGACUCCUGUAUUGUGGCUACGACCUUUGCUGGAUAUGUGAGGAUAUACAGCUUGUUUGGCUUGCCACUGAAAGUCUACAGACAGAAAAGCACACCAGCUGUUGCCUGUGCGAGCUGGCGUGACUAUGUCAUGACGGUCGGCAAUGGACCGGUUGGUGGCGACGGCACCACCAGGCUGUUGUACACCAUCGAGAACGUCAAGCGAGACGAGAUAUGCCAAAGCGAGGAUAUUUUGCCGAUGCCGCAAGGCGUCCAGCUCAGGGGUGUACUGUUCAGUGAUAGAGGCGACCCAUGUGUCUACGACAGUGACGGUGUGUUGCUGGUGUUAUUACACUGGAGGACACCAGGGCAAGCACAGUGGGUACCCCUCCUCGACACUAGGACUCUAGAACGACUUCAGGCCGGCAAGAAGGAAGAGAGCUACUGGCCUGUGGCUGUGGCAGAUGAUCGCUUCCAUUGCAUCAUCCUCAAGGGAGGCGAGCAGUACCCAUACUUCCCAAGGCCACUCCUGUCAGACUUCGAGUUCAAAAUACCUGUCAGUAUGCAGGUGCAUGGAGAAUAUGCCGAGGAAGAAGCACACCAGAAAGGGCUGGAAGAGCUCUUUGUCCGUAAUACAGUGCAGCACUCUCUGUUGCUCGACCUGGUGGAGAACACUCAUGCCACGUCGGCACAGAAAGCUGACGUAUCCGCCAUGGAGCGAGAAGUUGACAAGGCUCUUCUCCAGUUGUACGCAGCUGAGUGUCGCGAAGGGGAGGAGCGCGGAAUGAAAGCAUUUGAGAUUGCCACGCUCAUGAUGGAUAGGACAGGCAAGAUGCUGGAAGCUGCUGGAAAAGUAGCACAGCGUUUCUCACGCGACAUCCUCAGCGAGAAAAUUACGGAACUCGCUGAGCGUCGCAUGGUCGGGCUGGUCGAUGAUGCUGAUUGA
Messenger RNA from Fulvia fulva, 2469 nucleotides. Its product is annotated as Minichromosome loss protein 1. Bases 1 to 2469 code for a protein of 822 amino acids. NCBI's taxonomy places the organism in Eukaryota, Fungi, Ascomycota, Dothideomycetes, Mycosphaerellales, Mycosphaerellaceae. The transcript is spliced from 2 exons. Gene Ontology annotation, molecular function: protein binding; chromatin binding. Gene Ontology annotation, cellular component: nuclear replication fork. The record is from RefSeq and is a predicted model, not a curated record. Gene Ontology annotation, biological process: DNA-templated DNA replication; mitotic cell cycle; DNA repair.